UCUCUCAGUCGAGAACGCGCUUCAGACUAGACCGGACCAUCUGCUCGCUGUGAGUCCGGCUCUGCCGUUCAGAGGAUCUGGAAUCAUUUCCUGUGAAUUAUUGAUGAUCGAUGAUGGACGAGCUGCCGGACUUCAGAGACGUGGAGAGUAAACUGGGCCGUAAAGUUCCGGAGAGUUUGAUGCGUUCACUGACAGCCGGAGCUGAAGUCACGUGUUCAGAACCGCACAAACACACUGACGAUCUGCACAGUAAAAUCAGCUUUCUCAGACAACAGAUGGCUCAUCUCCGUGCAAUUGACGUCAAACUGAUGCAUCAGCUGCUGUCGAUCAAUGAGGGAAUCGAGUCCAUUCGCUGGGUCAUGGAAGAGCGAGGGGGCGUGGCCAGCCUGGAGGGCAGCUUGACUGGAAGUUUGGGCAGCCUAUCAGACAGCCAGGAUGCCUCCCAGAAUGGAAGCUGCAGUGACGGGUUGGAUGGUAUUUCAGUGGGCAGUUACCUGGAUACGCUCGGGGAAGAUGACUCCGAUCGUAUCUCGCCCAACGAUCUGUCGGACGACUUCAGCGUGAAACCUGUUAUCGACGAGGAGACGUUUAAGAAAUCUCCUUUACGACCUCGUGUGGAAACGGAUGAGUACUACUGCUUUGGAUAACGCUAACCAGCGUUUGGAUAAAUGGAGACACUUCCUGAACCCUUGAUCCCAAAUUUCAAUGAAAGACAUAAACAUAAAUAGAGUAAAGGGAAAUCCCAAUUCUUAAUUAACUGGUGAUUUAGCUCAAGUUGCCGUUCUCGUUCUAAUCAGCGAAUGAGUCAUGCAAAACAUUUUUAUUUUUUAUAAGCCAUCAAUAGGUUUGACUUCCUAAACUCAAUGUGUGUAGGGCAAGACAGGUCUCAUUCCACUUCCUAGUUCCCUAUGAAGUGAAUCGGUAAGUUCUGAACAUGAAAUCGGCCACUGGCUAGCAGAGGUUGGCAAUAGAUUCUCUCUUCGUCUUGGUUGGUACAAAGAAAAUGUAGGGGGGCAGUGAUCCCCCGUAGACCCGGCCAUGCUAUCAAGGGCGCUGAUCCACUUAACAUUGAAACACUGAUGACUCAGUUACAUGCAAAAUGAUUAUGAAGUUGCAUAUUAAAUCAUAGCUCAAACACAAUUAAAACAAGACUGAACAGUUGAACUUGUGUUUAAAUGGUUUUGGUUUGGCACACAGGUCCUUAAACUUGACCGUAAGAUACAUUUCCUGGACUGUACCCUGUGUGUGACCUUUGUAGCUUCCUUUUUUUUACAACACCAGUUGUCUUACAUUUUGUUUAAAUAACAAACAUAUUUUUGGCUUCCUAAGUUAAGAAUUUGGUUAUAGCAGAUAGUUUGUCCUAAACAUGACCUACAGUGAACCACAACGACUCCGUUACACUAUGACUACAUUCACACAGUAGCUAAAUGUGUUAGUCACAUUUCAGUUAUGAAUCUGCAUUCUGUAUCCGAAGUGACUACUUGAAGAUUUAUUGGUUAAUGUGUACUAAAUGGAACCAAAGUCAACUAGUUGUCCUGGGUAGAGGUAGACCGAGGUAUUGGUUUUACCAAUUAAUCGGGGCCGAUAGUUGCUUUUUGGGACUAUUGGUUAUUGGCAAAUAUCUCUGCUGAUUGUGGCCGAUUUUUUUUUUUUCUCUCUACUCGAUAAACCAUCUUUUUAAAUAUUAUACAGUAUAUACAAAACACUUCAUGGGGAAUAUACAGGCUAUUAAAGCUUCAUUUGGUAAAUGCUUGCAGUACAUAUAGAGCAUUUGUAACAGAGCAAAGUCUGUCAAAAUAAUAAGAGUCCUUGGUGUAUUUCAGGCUUGUUUGCAUUUAAAAUGUAUGUGUUAUACACCAAAAAUCUUAAUUUGAACUUCCGCAGGACCCGAUUAGAUUUCUUGCGGCACGGGAUGAAAUUCCCAGUUGAAGAUGGGAGCAAACGAUACUUCCAUAAGAUGUGGACGGGAGCAGGCGGUCAGAAUAUAGCAUGAAAAAUCAGAUGUAGCUAUCUUUUUUUAGUUAAAAUCCCAAAUUUGGCAAUAUUUAGAGCAGACAGGCAGUCAGCGGGGCUUCAGAAGAAUGGCAGAGCAAAGCACAUCAAGUUUCAUCAAAGGAAGUGAAACUCAGACUAGAAAAUGGACAGUGUAAUAUUAAAAGCCAACCUUAAGUCAGAUGGGCAUCAUGCCACGUGUCAUUUAAUAAUAGCAAUAACAGAAAAAGAUUUGUGUACAUUGGUUCGACACAUGCACACUACAAGUGCUUUGUGAUACGCUUUUAGCACAGUCGACUGUCUGCAUGUCUAGAAAAACUAGGCUGCACUCGGACAAUGCGCACAUACCGCGCUGAUGAGGAAAUAUGCAUCACCUGCUAGGGGCGCAAGACGUACUGGGAUCACCUUUAGAUGAUGAAAGCAGCUGGAGAUGUGUGAAAUGCUGAACAGUUUAAAAUACAAAUUAAAUAGAUAAAGAUGGAAAAGAAGUUGUGGAUAACAAUAACUGUGUAUUCAUUCGUCUCCGGUCUGCUGAAAUACAUAAAACACUUUCAGAGUCACACUCGUUAUAGUGGGGUUUUGAAUCCCAAACGCUGACUGUGUGAACGUAGCCCUUGAAGCAUUGGGAUUGUAUAACAGUAAAAAACACCAUGAACAGGCUAGCUGGAUGUGGCCUCUUUAUAAGUCCUCAGACAUACAAAUCACAUUUAUUUCACGCGCUAAAGCUAACGUAGUAAAUUCCUCUCAUGUUUACGUCUUAUUAAUGUCAGCGUGUGCACUGCGCUAUUUAUAAACCUCUAGAAAUGUACAGAUUUAUUGUGGUUUAUUUGUGCAUUAUAAUACAGAACUGUUCUGUGAAGUUUCUGAACACUUUGUGCGUUGAAGUGCAAUUUCUGGAUCUGCCAAAGAUUUUUAAUCUGUUGAUGUCUUACUGGCACAUAUUUCAGAUUUUGAUUCUUCACAGUGCAAUAUUGAGAUUUGAGUUUUUUUUUUUACUUGAAUCUUUGAUGUUUUAACGAUUCCUUUAGUAAUUUUUCUCUUUGUUCAAAAACCGUUUUGACAUGAAACCUUGAAAAUCUGUUUGUGACUGUAGUUGUUUGUGCUGCUAUUUUAACUUUUGUUUGAUCGUUUGCAUAAGUGAUUGCUCCUAAUUUAUUACCUUUGUUGUAAACUGUCUGAGGAAAUGUCAUCUAAUACAUUACAGGACUUAUUCCUUGUAUCUUUGGUCUUAUUUUAAGCUUUUUUCAAAGUAUUUUAACUUUGAAAUGAUGUGAAAUAAACCAACUGGAAGGUUCAAGAUCUCUAAUUACUGAGGCAUUUUUUAAUGCAAUACUCAUGUUCAAAUCCCAUAUUCAACUAUUAGAAAUGUUAAAGUAUUAGCCUAACUUCAUCUCGUGAGACCCCGCAUCCACAUGCGUGGACAUUAAUUUUUGGCUUCUCUAUAAGCUAAGCUUAAUUUUAUUUUUUUUUAAAACCAACUGAUCUCAGUUCAGGAGACUGUCAUUAAAGGGUUAAACUUUCAGCGUUCCAAGUCAUGUGACAAAACAACAUGGUGCCAAUCUCAGCCGAGUUUGUCUUUUGGAGAAACGGCAACAUAACUACAUCUGGUAAGAAACCAGUUUAAGUUUUUACAUUAAAACCUGUUUGAGUUAAAAGAGCAGAGUCUCUAGUUUCAUCUGAUAUGCCAUUUUAAAAACUGCAUCAAUUUACCAUGAAACGGCACGCUG
Myxocyprinus asiaticus (Chinese sucker) is the source of this 3719-nucleotide messenger RNA. Its product is annotated as leucine rich adaptor protein 1-like. Bases 111 to 647 code for a protein of 178 amino acids. The transcript is spliced from 2 exons. The record is from RefSeq and is a predicted model, not a curated record. Lineage: Eukaryota; Metazoa; Chordata; Actinopteri; Cypriniformes; Catostomidae. Gene Ontology annotation, biological process: positive regulation of canonical NF-kappaB signal transduction.